Molecule: messenger RNA, 381 nt
Organism: Trichoderma citrinoviride
Lineage: Eukaryota; Fungi; Ascomycota; Sordariomycetes; Hypocreales; Hypocreaceae
Exons: 8
Coding region: 1-381 (126 amino acids)
Source: RefSeq, a predicted model, not a curated record
AUGUGCAGGACUAACAGCAUAGCGGCAACUGCAAUUUGUACUUCCGCGGAGUCGCACGGUAGCCAGAGUAUAAGCCAACCGCCUUACUCUCCAACUUUGACUGUAAAUACUUCUCACCCAACGGGAAUUGAUAACGGAGUCAUGCUAUCUUCACUAUAUGAUGCUGAAAUGCAUAUCACACAAUUCGAUAAAGCAUCCCAAAUGGUCUACUCCUCGAGGAGUUUGUCCUCUGGGCAAUGGUUUGGUUCCGCGCUGCCUCCAACUAGCCACCUGGCUUCUUUAUGCAUUGCAGUGUCGGCCUUUGAAGGCCUUUUAUGCCCCGAACUGUGCCCAGAUGAUAAAUGCUUGAGUACUAAACCUAUUUCGUUCUACAUCCUCUAG